Eriocheir sinensis (Chinese mitten crab) is the source of this 2397-nucleotide messenger RNA. RefSeq lists its product as uncharacterized. Gene Ontology annotation, biological process: iron ion transport. Bases 107 to 2341 code for a protein of 744 amino acids. The record is from RefSeq and is a predicted model, not a curated record. The transcript is spliced from 16 exons. Gene Ontology annotation, cellular component: plasma membrane. Gene Ontology annotation, molecular function: oxidoreductase activity; copper ion binding. Lineage: Eukaryota; Metazoa; Arthropoda; Malacostraca; Decapoda; Varunidae.
AGUGUGUGUCCAGCCCUGAGAGUGAGAGGAGCGCGGGUCUCUCUCUCAUUCACUCACUCACUCGCUCACUCGCUCGCUUACACUGGCCGAGCCAAAACACGAAACCAUGAGUGGACACAAGGCGAGGAGAUUCUGUGUGUCUGUCUUCCAGCGUCUGUGCCAGUCUGUGUGUGUGUUUGUCUGCGUGUUGCUGCUCCGGCCGUCGGUGUGUGCUGUCCGCGCAGAGGUGGUGAGUUCGAGCCUGGCCGACACGGAGGAGACACUGGCUGACCUGAACCAUGAGUGCGUGCGGGAGUGCGUGGCGGGGGAGAGCAAGGUGUGCUACUACAAGUUCACGGUGGAGUGGUACACAACCCUGGGCAAGGCGUGUUAUAACUGCCCCUUCAACAUGAGUGACUGCGCGCGACCCCACUGCGCCGCCGCCGAUGGGUUUGAGCGCGCUAUCGUGACCGUCAACCGCCGCCUUCCUGGGCCCGCCAUGCACGUUUGCCAGUGGGAUGAAGUGGUGGUGGAUGUGGUGAACGAGCUGGGCAGUGACUCCACCACGAUCCACUGGCACGGCAUCCACCAGCGAGGCACUCCCUACAUGGAUGGCGUACCUUUUCUCACCCAGUGCCCCAUCCCCGCCCACACCACCUUCAGGUAUCACUUUUUAGCAGACCAACCUGGCACUCAGUAUUGGCACUCACACUCAGGGUUCCAGCGGACGGACGGGAUGUUUGGGGCCCUGGUGGUGCGGGAGCCGCGUGAGGACGACCCGCAGCGGCACCUGUACGACGUGGACGACCCCAUGCACAACCUGGUCCUCACCGACUGGCUGGACGGACUGGGCAUCGCCAAGUUUGUCAACCACCAUCACACAGAGCAUGACAACAAGCCCUACACCCUCCUGGUCAACGGGCGAGGGAAACACGUGCGCCUGACGAAGGGCGACUCGGAGGCCUACACACCUGUCCACGAGGCGACAGUCACACCGGGCAUGAGACACCGUUUUCGCGCGCUCAGUAACAGCAUCCAGAACUGUCCCAUCGUCAUCUCCGUGGACAACCAUACCCUCGUGCCCAUCACCACGGACGGGCACCCCAUUGACCCCAUCGAAGUGGACAAACUCACCAUAUACGGCGGUGAGCGAUGGGACUUCGUGGUGGCCGCCAACCAGACGCCCGGCGCCUACUGGAUGCGCUUCCAAGGCAUGCUGGACUGCGACGAGCGCUUCAAGAGUGCCCAUCAGGUGGCGGUGAUGCGGUACGAGGGCGCCGAGGGGUUGCCGGGCCCCCUGGAGGAAGUGGACUACGCCUCCACCGUACGGGCGGGGCUGGAACUCAACAAACUGAACGCCGCCCCUGGUGACGGCGUGACCUUCCUGACGGCGGCGGAGAUCAGGGGCCCCGCCAUAACCCGGGACAUCAGCCGCGCGCCGGACCACACCUUCUGGCUGGAGUUCGACUUCUACGGCAAGGACAACCCGACCUUCCACGACCCCGACCUCUACCCCUUCGACGGAGUGAGAAAGGAGCACCGCCUCUUCACGCCGCAGAUUAACGAGAUCUCCCUCAAGCUGCCCAACGCGCCGCCGCUCUCCCAGCCGCAGGACGUGGACCGGAGCGACUUCUGCAACGCCACCUCCCGGAGGAACUGCCGCGGGGACUUCUGCCACUGCCCGCACGUGCUGAAUGUAGAGAAGGACAGCCUGGUGGAGCUAGUGCUGGUGGACGAAGGUGUGGUGUACUGGGCCAACCACCCGUUCCACCUCCACGGCCACGCCUUCCAGGUCCUGGCGAUGGGGCGGCUGGGCGAGAACACCACCAAGGCCAAGGUGCAGGAGAUGGACGCCGCGGGUCUCAUCGAGCGUAACUUCGACCGCCCGCCCACGAAAGACACGGUGACGGUGCCCGAUGGAGGUUACACCGUGAUCCGCUUCUUCGCCACUAACCCAGGCUAUUGGCUCUUCCACUGUCACAUCAGCUUCCACAUCGAGGUCGGGAUGGGGCUGGUCUUCAGGGUGGGGGGCGACGACCUCCUGGCCCCCCCGCCCCCAAACUUCCCCAAAUGUGGUUACUGGACCCCGCCCGUUGACCCCAAAUUCAAGGCCAAACUGGGCCAAUACUUCCGGGGUCAAAACAGUGAGGUCGAUGUGAAUCUUGACCUGCUGGGGGGGCUGGGGGGCGCUGAGGGGGGGGAGGUGGAGCAGGGGCCGAGUUACUCCACCCCCACACUCCCGGAGAAGGCGGGGAGUGGAGGUGGAGGAGGUGGAGGUGGUGGUGGUGGUGAUAGUGGUGGUGGUGUGGUGGAGAGCAGUUUGGUGUUUGUUUUAGUGAGUGUGUUUGUGUGUUUGUUGUAGUGGAGAGAGAGAGAGAGAGAGAGAGAGAGAGAGAGAGAGAGAGAGAGAGAGAGAGA